UGGAGAGCAACACAGAGUUUGUGUCUCUUCUAGGCUCGUUGUGGGGUCUGAUAAUACAUAUAUAUAUAUACGACUUGCUUAAAAAAAGGUACCCGAAAAUGGAUCGAUCCAGCUUUCUUGGGAAAUACUCGGCCGUGUUUCUGUUGCUCGGCGUCUGGUCGGUCGUGGUGGUAGCUGCCGAUCCCGUGGACCAUGGUGUGUAUUGCGUUGAAAGAAAAUCACGCACGGAGACCAGCGACGAAGAUUUCGAUACCCAAGUAGCACGGCGUUCCACAGGCGCCGGCGUUGCCCAGGCGAAAGACGCCAAGCCCAACAGCGGUCCGACCGGCGAAGGUCAGCAGGACGACGAAUCCUACCGUAGAUUUUUGGUCAACGCUCUGAUGGGCAUGAAACAGCAACAAUGGGGAUGGGUUGGCGCGAGCACGAACACCCAAGGGCAGCAACCUCAGCAACAAGUCUACAACCAAGCCCCCCAACAAGUCCAAAAACCCGUGUACAACCCGACCCCCCAGGUACAGCAGCCCGUCUACACCUCUCCCCAAGUUCAACAGUCUCAGCAACCCGUCUACAACCCUCCCCAGGUGCAACAACAGCAGCAACCGGUGUACACGGCCCCUCAGGUACCGGUCCAAGAUCAACCGUCCGCACCCCAGUUGCCCCCGCCCCCUCCUCCCCCUCCGACCCAGGCUCAACAGGUGGGUCACCAACCACCGUCUCCGUCUCCGCAACAAGCGCCCCAGCAACCGCAAAUUUCGUCUUGUCCACAAUAUUCCGUGAUGCCGCAGGCUCCUCCACCACCGAUGCAAUCUUACACCGAAAAGUUUCCCACCCAGUACGGACAAUGCGUGACGGUCGUUCUCCCCAGCCCCGUAAUGGGAGGGUACAAAACCAUGACGUCCACCGCGUCGAACGCCGAUGAUACCAACAACGCUAUGCAACAACCAUGCAGAAACGGAUGCAGCUCGGUGAGCAACGCUAUUCGAACGCUGCACCCUCCCCGAAGAGGGCAGUACUACUAGAGACGGAUGGCUCUCGAGGUCGAAAAUUAUCCGCCAACAGAUCGGCAGCGUAUGAUUCACGUCCUUGUUGCAUGAUGUAGAAUAAAAUAUUCUCAACCGAUGGAAA
Molecule: messenger RNA, 1125 nt
Organism: Athalia rosae (coleseed sawfly)
Lineage: Eukaryota; Metazoa; Arthropoda; Insecta; Hymenoptera; Athaliidae
Product: DNA translocase FtsK-like
Exons: 3
Coding region: 99-1019 (306 amino acids)
Source: RefSeq, a predicted model, not a curated record